UGAUUUUCAUUUCACAGUAUUUCCCCUUGACUUGAUGAAUCUGAUAUUUUCUUCCAAAUAAUUUGGAACAUUUUGGAUUGAAUAAUUAGGUUUAGAAAUAACUAAAAGAAUGGAAAAACCAUAUAGACUAAGUUGCUGCCUUUACGGCCAUACUUUAGAUGUAAGAUCAUUAGCAGUUUCAUCAGGAAACGCAAUUUUAAGCGGUUCAAGAGACAAAUCCGCUAAAUUUUGGAAACCCAACGGGUUUAACGCGUCAUAUAAUGAGUUCAUAUCUUAUAAGGAUCAAAAGAAUUUUGUUGCCAGUGUUUUGUAUCUAGAACCAUCUAAUGAAUUUCCUGAAGGUUUAGUCAUUACUGGUGGCAAUGAUAGUGUAAUCUUAAUAUACAAACCUUCAGAGCCUUUUGCAACCUGCUCUAUUAAAGAACAUAGCAAUACAGUUAGUUGCUUAUCAAAGGGAGUGGCACCAAAUUCUUUUAUAAGUGGUUCUUGGGACACUACAGCCAAAUAUUGGGUUCUCAGUAAAGACUCCCAAAACCAAGCCUCUCAUUCAACUAUGAAAGGACAUACAGCAGCAGUAUGGUCAGUUAUUCAAUUACAAGAUUUAAAAAUUGUAACUGCCUCCGCAGAUAAGACUAUCUGUUUUUGGAAUACUGAGGGAAAUUUGAUCAAAACAUUGAGUGGUCAUUUGGAUUGUGUUCGUGGCCUUUGUGAUUUACCAGAAAUAAAUGUCUUCAUUAGCGUAUCCAAUGAUGCUUCUAUCAAAUUAUGGUCUUACGAUGGAUCAAAUAUGGAUACCUUAUAUGGCCACACUAAUUAUAUUUAUAGUGUUGCCAAAUGUAAAAAUGGUAUAAAUUGUUUCGUCACCUCUGAUGAAGAUAGGACCGUUAAAAUUUGGAAAGAUGGUGCUAAUACUCAAACGUUCCAGCUCCCUGCUCAGUCAGUAUGGGCGGUAGCAACACUUGAAAAUGGGGAUAUAGUAACAGGGUCAAGUGAUGGUGUUGUCCGAAUAUUCACCCAAGAUGAGGGUAGAAUUGCAGAUGCCUUCACUCUCUCUAAAUAUGAAGAAGAAGUUGCUGCAUUAACUGUACAAAAUAGCCAAGUUUUAGGGGGAUAUAAAGUUUCAGAUUUACCUGGAAAAGAAGGUCUGUUAGAAGAUGGAAAAAAGCCAGGACAAAUGAAAAUGAUAAGGGAACCUACUGGUGUUGUGGCUUACACUUGGGCGGUUGAAGGAAAUAGAAGUUAUUGGAAAAAAGUAGGAGAUGUUGUUGGUGCUAAUAAUGAAGACAACAAAGGCAAAACACAAUUUGAAGGAAAAUUUUAUGAUUACGUAUUUUCUGUUGAUGUUGAAGAUGGGAAACCUCCAUUAAAACUCCCUUAUAACAUAGGAGAUGACCCGAAUAAGGUUGCUCAAGAUUUUCUGGUGAAAAACUCUUUGCCUUUCGUGUACUUGGAACAGGUUAUUCAAUUCAUACUAAAAAAUAGUAACCAACAACAAUUGGCCACUACAAGUAAUGAAUAUGUGGAUCCUUUUACUGGUGGUUCUAGAUAUACACCAUCAGGAAAUAAUCAAGCUCAAUUUCAAGGCACUAAUGUUGAUCCUUUUACAGGCGGUAGCAGCUAUAGUACAAAUUCGGCAACAGCAAUGAAUAUGCAAGUUUCAACAGGCUCCAACGCGGAUCCCUUCACAGGUGGCAUGAGCUACACUACUGCAAGCAACAAAGUCAGCUCAUAUUUUCCCCAGAAAAAAUAUUUACCCUUUGAAAUUGGAGACCCCAAUGUUAUUUUGAAUAAGUUGAAGGAAUUCAAUCGAAAAGUAGGCGAUGGGACAAACUCGGUAGAUGAAAAUCAGCUGGAGCUGUUUGUCAGCUUAUGUAAAGGAGUAGCUACAGAUCCAGAUGUUUUUGAUAUUAUGUUCAAAUUGCUAGAAUGGCCAGAAGACAUGAUUUUCCCAGUUUUGGAUGUAGUGAGAAUGGCAGUGAAAUAUGAAAAAAACAAUGAAACAUUAGUGGCCUUGUACGGUGAUCAACUUAUAUGGAAACUCAAACAUUUUAUUAGCGAACAAUGUUCUGUGAUCAACAACAAAAUUGUGGCACUGAGAACUCUGAGUAAUCUGUGCCUUCACAGUCCUGGGGAAACAUUACUAUUCAACAAUCGCUUUGAUGUUGUUGAGAGUAUUACCUCAAUGAGGGCUCUUAAUAAAAAUGCACAGGUUGCUGUGGCCACUCUUCUCUUGAACCUGACAGUUCUAUGCCAAAAAAAAACUGAUGAUUUGGGACUAUCGGUUUUAGCUGAUGUUAUUCAAGAUAUUCUUGCCAAUCUUUCUGAUCCUGAAUCUCAAUUUAGAACUUAUGUUGCUCUAGGCACAUUGCUGACGCCUAAUUCAGUUGAUUGUAAGGAAGUUAGACUUAAACUUAAGACCAACAGUAAUUUUAUGAAAUUAUUAAAUGAACACAAUUCAUCUUAUACUGGUGAUAUUGAAAAGAAAAGAAUGGACUGUGCUAAGGAUGUAACGAAAUUAUUGUAAUUUCAUUUAUUUUAAUAAACUAAAAACUUGUG
Coccinella septempunctata (seven-spotted ladybird) is the source of this 2556-nucleotide messenger RNA. It is a transcript of the gene Plap, whose product is annotated as phospholipase A-2-activating protein. Lineage: Eukaryota; Metazoa; Arthropoda; Insecta; Coleoptera; Coccinellidae. Gene Ontology annotation, biological process: proteasome-mediated ubiquitin-dependent protein catabolic process; ubiquitin recycling. The record is from RefSeq and is a predicted model, not a curated record. Gene Ontology annotation, cellular component: cytoplasm; nucleus. Gene Ontology annotation, molecular function: ubiquitin binding. Bases 110 to 2524 code for a protein of 804 amino acids. The transcript is spliced from 12 exons.